GGCACACCACAGGAUAAAUUAGGAGUAUUGGCUCAAGUUCAUAGACUUCAUAUCAACAUCAGUGUCAGAUUGACCUGCAUGAAGAAGUCUGGCCUGGUUAUGUCACUAGUAUGUGUGCUUUAUUAGUCACACACGGAACACACAGGUUCUUGCUGUUCAUCCAGAGUCGUGUCCACUAGGUGGCAGCAGUGCACCUUUACGUUGGUUGUACAGAAGAAGAAGAAACCCGGAAGCUGCUAGCAGCGCUAGCUUGUUGUUCUGGUGUGUGAGGUGAAUGAAUAUUUGAGUCUCUGGGAGAGUUGAUCGGCUAAAGCGACUAACUGCUGCUGCUGCAGAAAUCUUCUCACCAGGCUGUGGAAACCUUCUUCUCCUCCUCAACAACUUGGUGGACUUUUUUCCAGAACCAGAGAAGAUAUUCUGCGGUCUUCGUGACAAUCGGAGCUCCAGAAGCAGCUGUUAGCUAAACACGGCUAAAGAAAACCUGCUACCACUUCAGGAUCAUCCAUCAGCUGGGACUGCUUCAUCAGCAUGGACACAGAUGUUCUCCAGAUGGUUAAAGAAGAAGCUUCUGAAGAUCAGAGUGCUGGUGUGGACCAGCAGCACCCAGAACAGUUCCACAUAAAGGAGGAACAGGAGGAACUCUGGACCAGUCUGGAAGGAGAGCAGCUCCUUUUGAAGAAGGAGACUAAUUCUGCCAGGUUUCCAUUCAUAUCAGUUUCUAUAAAAAGUGAGGAUGAUGAAGACAAACCUCUGGUCUUACAUCUUCUUUAUCAGCAGCAAAUAGAGGACAGAGAUGUUCCAACCAACAGCUCAGCUGACCAGACAACAGCAGAAACUGGCAGAGAAGCAGAAUCUAGCAGGAACCCAGUUCUGAACCCCGAUGAACACAUAUCUGAUUCUUCAGAGACUGAAGUUAGUGGAGAUGAUGUGAAUCUAAAUGUUGAGCUAUUAGACUCUAGUUCUGAAACUGGAGAUGGAGACAGUGACUGCAAUGAGAGCAGGUCUUCUGAGUCAGAUAUUAAGACUGUCAACAAAUCCUUUUGCUGCCUCGAGUGUGGUAAAGAGUUUCUCCACAAGUGGUCUCUCCAGAGACAUGAAAGAGUGACGAGCCAUUCAGCAAUAAGAUCUUCAGGAUGUGUGGUUAAUAAGAAAAAUGUUAGAGUAAAGCAACAUGUAGACUUUUGCAGGAAAGUCCAGAAUGAACCAAAAACAUUUAGUUGUGACAUUUGUCACAAUCAUAAUAAAAGUUUAAACAGACACAUGAGAGUCCACACAAGAGAGAAACCCUUUGCCUGUGAGCUCUGUGAACAAAGAUUUAGACGUAAAUUCACAUUAAACCGUCACAUGAGAGUCCACACAGGACAGAAACCGUUUGCGUGUGAGCUCUGUGAACAAAGAUUUAGCCAAAAAUCAACAUUGAACACUCACAUGAGAGUCCACACAGGACAGAAACCAUUUGCGUGUGAACUCUGUGGAAAAUGCUUUACUCUAAAGGGAAAUUUGAAUACUCACAUGAGAGUCCACACAGGACAGAAACCCUUUGUGUGUGAGCUAUGUGGACAAAGAUUUAGUUUUAAGCAAACAUUAAACAUACACAUGAGAGUCCACACAAGAGAGAAACCCUUUGCGUGUGAACUCUGUGAACAAAGAUUUAGUCAAAAAUCAACAUUAAACACUCACAUGAGAGUCCACACAGGACAGAAACCGUUUGUGUGUGAGCUAUGUGGAAAAAGCUUUACUCUAAAGACAAAUUUGAACACUCACAUGAGAGUCCACACAGGACAGAAACCUUUUGCCUGUGAGCUCUGUGAACAAAGAUUUAGUCUUAAAUCCACAUUAAACGAUCACAUGAGAGUCCACACAGGACAGAAACCUUUUGCGUGUGAACUCUGUGGAAAAAGCUUUACUCAAAAGACAACUUUAAACAGUCACAUGAGAGCCCACACAGGACAGAAACCUUUUGUGUGUGAGCUAUGUGGACAAAGAUUUAGUUUUAAGACAACAUUAAACAUACACAUGAGUGUCCACACAGAACAGAAACCGUUUGUGUGUGAACUUUGUGGAAAAAGCUUUAAUCGAAGGACAAAUUUGAACACUCACAUGAGAGUCCACACAGGACAGAAACUCUUUGCCUGUGAGUUAUGUGGACAAAGAUAUAGCUAUAAGAAAAACUUAAACAGUCACAUGAGAGUUCACAAAGGACAUUACAAAUAAAUUUAAAGUGCACUUUUACUGAUAAACAGUAUAAGUACGUGAGUAAAAAUGCUGUAGACAAGUGAGGUCAUUAUUUUAGCAUUUUUGUGCAUCUUAUGUAACCCUCCCACUGUCCCUUGAGGUCCACAUGGCAGGGGUGAGGAGUGAGCACCACCUCACCCCUGCCACGUGGACCUCAAGGGUAAACCAUCAACCCUGCUCAAUGGUCAACUUUCCUCGUGGGAUCACCCAUUAGGACAGUGGGAGGGUUAGAAUGUAAACAUUCAGCUUGAAACUGCUCAUUCUCCUCUGACCUCUAGCAUCAACAAGGCAUGUUCUCCCACAGGACUGCUGCAUACUGGAUGUUUUUCCCUUUUCACACCGUUCUUUGUAAACCCUAGAAAUGGUUGUGUGUCCAGACACACUGGAAAAGUUAAGGAAUCCUAUACCUGGAACACAUAUAUAAAGGAUUGGGCUUCAUCCCAUUUAAUAGAAUAGUCUCCCAAUUUGGAAUAGAUAAGAAUAGCUUUUUAGAAUAUCACCAAAUUAAAUCAAUAGUUAAACAAAAAUUUAAGUGUAAUAAAGUAGAAUUACAAACACCACCAAGGGUACUAGACUUCUGUAAUCUCAAACACCCCAAACUACAGUCCAAAAUUUAUAAGACACUGUCCAAAAUAGAUGAUAGAAAAGCAAUCCCUAUUGAAAAAUGGGAGAUGGGUCUAUCAGUCAGCUUUGACCAGAACUUCUGGUCCCAAACUUGGUUAAAAACUUUUAAAAUGAUCAGACACCCCAAUUUACAAUUAAUUCAAUUCAAAAUUCUGCAGAGUACACUAUACAGGUCAUCGGAUGUUCAGGAUGGGGUUUGUGUCGUCUGACACCUGUACACACUGCACACACAACAUUCCUGACAAUUACAUCCACGCACUGUGGUCCUGUCCACCUGUCCAGGAAUUUCGAGGUAGAGUAUGUGAAGACCUGUCAAAGUGUCUGAAAUGUCAUAUCCCAACUUCCCCCUCUCUUUGUUUGCUGGGAAACCUGGAUGACGUCCCGAUUGCUCCAUCUCGGUCUCUUCGCUAGCCGAGCAGGAACUUCUGGUGGUCCCCCGGUCGAGAUAUCGAUCGAGGGGUUAUCGUGCAUUUUCUGUUUUGGCUCCAACUCUGUGGAAUGAAUUGCUAUUGAGCAUUAGGCAGGCACCGUCCCUUCCAGUCUUUAAGUCUCGUCUGAAGACUCAUUUUUAUUUGAUUGCUUUUCAGCGCUAGGGUUCUUUGAAUUGCCCUGACAUUAUGGUUUUAAUUCUUCUUCUUUUUGAUCAGGAUGCUUGAUCUUGUUUUGUCCACCAAUUGUUUUUAAUUGAUUUGUCUUAUUCCGUUAUCUCUCUGUAUUUGUAAUAUUGUUUGCUUGAUAUUUUAUGAUUUUAUGUUUUUAUCUUGCUUUUAUGCCCAGGUACUGGGAAUGUUUUUAUGGUGAUGCUGUUCAGCACCUUGGGCUUCUAAAAAGCUGUGGAAGGUGCUCUGCAAAUAAAGUUGAAUUGAAUUGAAA
Molecule: messenger RNA, 3732 nt
Organism: Nothobranchius furzeri (turquoise killifish)
Lineage: Eukaryota; Metazoa; Chordata; Actinopteri; Cyprinodontiformes; Nothobranchiidae
Product: gastrula zinc finger protein XlCGF57.1-like
Biological process (GO): regulation of gene expression
Cellular component (GO): nucleus
Source: RefSeq, a predicted model, not a curated record